AUGAGACCCCUUCUUAAAUUAUACACAUGUUUUCAUAUUUUAACUCAUCAUCAACUUCGUCCAACCUCUAAUUGUCUCUACCCAUUUAACAAAAACAAACGGCUUGAACAAGUUUGUGUAAAUCCCUACCAUUAUGAAACAAUUGAAAAUCCGAAACAUCCCAAAGUUGUUGUUCGCCGAAAUCCUGCUACGGAAUGUCCUGAGAAUUUUAGCGUUAUUCGAGCAUCGGAGGAUGGAGGACUUGACGCUAAAGUUCCAAACAUGACAUUGAGUUAUGAACAAAUUCUUAGUCUUCAACCUCAACUUUUCGGUUCUGACUUUCAAUCUACCAGUGAAAAUGAUAGUGGUGUUGCUAUGGAUAUUCAAAUGAUGGAUAUAAGUGGUGGAAGUAAUGGAAAUGAAUUAAAUCAACACCAAUCGACAUCCUCGUCUUCUAACAUACCUCACACUUUUAAUCAUAUUUACAGCGGUUUUGCUGGUCCAAAUUCAGUAGAAAGUUCAUUGGGCAUGAAUUCACCAAUUUCACAUGAAUUUUCCCCACAAGGCUAUUUGAGCGAUGAUCUAGAUAUGGAUCAACAAGUAAAUAGCCCUCUUUCCGAUGCUGGUGGCCAACAAUCUAGUCCACUUUUUACGAGCCAGAAUCAAUUCAAUUUCACAAACAAAAAUCGUUCCGGUCCCUUUGAUUUGGUAGAAGAAUCGGCCCGUUUUGAUCGUAUAAUGGAGCGUACCACAGAAAUGCACCAAAGAAAAGAAUCAAAUCAACAACAAACACCUACAAAUGCUGACAUUCCUUCAACUGCAGCAGAAGCAGCGGCUAUUUCAAUUGUAGAAUAUGAAGAACCAACAUUUUGGUGCAGUUUGACUUAUUAUGAAUUAAAUCAACGUGUUGGCGAUGUUUUUCAUGCUUCAAAGCCAAGUUUAGUAAUCGAUGGUUACACUUCUCCAACCGAUGAGGAUCGUUUCUGUCUAGGUCAACUUCCUAAUCUGCAUAGACCUCAAGAUGUUGUUAAUGCUCGUAAAUGUAUUGGACGAGGUGCUCGAAUUUACAGCAUUGGAGGCGACGUUUACUGCGAAACUUUAAGUGAAACAGCAAAAGUUUUUAUUCAAGCCCCCAGUGCUUCUGCACAACUUUCUGCGCCAGCUGCGACAGUUUAUAAAGUUCCACAAUAUUGUAAUCUUAAACUCUUUUCAAUGAAGGAUUUUGGAAAGUUGCUUAACACAGCAGUAAAACAGGGAUUUGAAUCUGUCUAUUCGUUAACCAGAUUUUGUACAAUUCGUAUGUCAUUUGUAAAAGGUUGGGGAAGUGAAUAUCAUCGACAGAGUGUUACCUCUACUCCAUGCUGGCUUGAAAUUCAUUUGAACGGGCCUCUAGCCUGGCUUGACCGUAAGUUUAUUUUAAAAAUGUUUGUUCCUGGGUAA
Messenger RNA from Meloidogyne enterolobii, 1419 nucleotides. The record is from the annotation of a GenBank genome assembly. Lineage: Eukaryota; Metazoa; Nematoda; Chromadorea; Rhabditida; Meloidogynidae.